AUGUCGGAUAAUUCUAUAUCUCCAUUGGAGCCUACACCAAAAUACGAGUGCGCAAUAUGUCUCAAGAGAUACAAGCGACGUGAGCACCUUUUUCGCCACAUCAGUUCCCAUACGUCACAGCGACCACAUCAAUGCACCUCCUGCAAUGGAUCUUUCCAGCGCGCAGAUGUGCUGAAACGUCACAUGCGAACCUGUGAUGGUGGAAGUUCCAGAGCAGCCAACAGGAGACGGGCCUGUGAUCGCUGUGUUCGUCAGAAAAAGGCUUGUAGCUCACAUCAACCAUGUCACAGUUGUGCGAAAAAAGGUUCCCAGUGCUGGUAUCCUACAGAGGCAGGGUCUUCUUCACGAUCUCAACGUGGAAGCGUCGACGAGGGAACACCUAGAAAUGCAGAGAUCAACCCCUCGACACUGGGUCUUACACCACCCCCAGCGAAUCCCAUGAUGCCUUGGGGAUUUACGAGUGAUGAGUUACAAGCCCUGGGAACGAGUCCACAGGAAACAUUUUUCGGUACAGCACCUACUCAAUUUUUCCAACCAGAAUGGCAGGAUGCUGCUAGCUUGGCCUCUGAGACAAUGGCAAUCUUUGAGCCUUCCGCAUCGAACGAAGACUCGCGUCAAUCCUUGAGAUUUCUGGACAAAUUUACUAGCAACACUGGUCUAGUGUCAAGUUUUGACUGUGGUACUCAAGAACAGAGAGAAAAACUGUCUGCAGAGUUGGACCGACAAAUAUCUCUUCAACUACAGCACAGAAUCAUGUCAUUACCAGCGCUCGGCAUGAAUGUUCCAUCCCCGACAAUUUUGGAGACCAUCAGCGAUACAAGCUCCACCGAUGAGUUUCCACUAGAUUGGUUCAAUGAUCCGUUGUCUUUGAAAACCCAUGAAAUUCUUCUCCUAAUCGAAGAAGUCGUGACAAUAAAACCGCGGAAUAGUUCCGUGACUCUGGAAUGGUCCCCCGCACUACGAUCUGCAUGUCUACAAUUCUUUUCGCCCUCCAACCUGAGGAGAUUCUUGGGAUUCUAUUGGGCGAUAUGGCAUCCUAAUGUCAAUUUUGUGCACAGGCCUACCUUUGACCCACUGGCCGCGAAGCCAACAGUUCUAGCAGCGAUGGCUCUUAUCGGUGCGUGCGUAUCUUCUGAUAUGCCUGAAAAUGAAGACGCGAAAACAUGGUUCAAUUGUGUCGAGGAAAUGGUCUUCAUAGAUGAUGACUUCAACAGUGAUAUGACCUAUCCGCCGUGCGGCAGCAUGGCCACCCAGCGGCGCAAAAUCCAAGCGCUCCAGGCUGCAUAUAUAGUCUGUCUAUAUCAGAAUUGGGAAGGCACCGAUGCGAGCAAGAGUCGCAUCCGACGCUACCGAUUCGGCACCCUUGUGUCGACUGCUAGAGACAUUGGAAUCACAUCAGCUAGACAUCUAAAUUACAGCGAGCAAGGUCGGCAUGAUUUUGAAUGGAAAGAAUAUGCGGCGAGGGAAGAGUUGAUACGUGUUUUCUCUUGGAUAUAUCUACUGGACUCGGCAUUUGUGAUUUUCAACAACCUCCCACCGAGAAUGCUCAUCAAAGAGAUGAGAUUACACAUGGCAACACCAGAAGCAUGUUUCCAAGCAACAACAGCAGACCAAUGUCAUGAGCAGAUCCAAACUUCACUCCCGGCACGAAGUUUGUAUUGGUCAAUAUCGUUCCGCGGGGCCUUCGAGUCACUAUGUAAAGACGAUCCCUCGACGGACAUCCACGGUCUCGUCGCCACAUUAUGUCCAUUGAAUUUGUUCGCACUGACAUCCGCGAUCCAUUCGCAAAUAUUCCAGUUCCGCAGUGUAGUAGGAAGUUUCCAACUCCUAGCUCCUAUACGCAACGCCUUAAGUAACUGGCGUGCUAUCUGGCAAUCCUUUUCUUCAAACUUCCCCCAGGGCCUAUCCCCACACAUGACGAUUGAAGACCCUCACAUUCAACCUGGGGAGUUAUGGACCAGGAUGGGAUUCUGUCGCUACGCCCCAGAGUAUUGGCUUUUAGCCCAGCUGAUGGCGGAUCGUCUGGCAGUGCUGGGGACAUCGCAGCAAGUGAAUGAACUGGAGCCACUAGAAGAAGGGCCACUGGAUCCGAUCUUGAACAAAUAUGACCAAACCAGCAUGCGACAGGUGAAUGAUCUGAUCAUGGGCUUCCAGACGUUUCAAAUCUGA
This is a messenger RNA of Penicillium salamii, 2169 nucleotides long. The record is from the annotation of a GenBank genome assembly. NCBI's taxonomy places the organism in Eukaryota, Fungi, Ascomycota, Eurotiomycetes, Eurotiales, Aspergillaceae.